UCAACGUUUAACAGGCUUAAAAUUGAAGUUUUGCCUUGCUAUUGAUUUAAAAAGAACACUUAGAGCAUCUCUACACAGAAACUCCAGAUCUGAGAGCAGCUGGAGGAACAAAAUGGUUGGGUGGACAGCUUUCAUUCUGGCCUCACAGCUGCUGUUAAAACUCUGCAUACAUGUGGAGGCUCAGGCUUUGGUUUAUGAUCUGCUCACAUCGCCCGACUGCUUGCCAGACCUGCUGCAGGGCGGUCUGGCUGAACAGGGGGUGACCGAGGCUUUCAUCCUGACCUCCUUCAAGCUGCAACCCAAAACUGGAACCACCGUGUUCAGCUUGUACAACCCCAGGGACAACAGCAAGUACUUUGAGUUCACCGUGAUGGGGAAGCUCAACAGAGCCGUGUUACGUUACCUGCGGAGCGACAAGAGAACGAGUUCCAUUACCCUCAACAACCUGGUGCUGGCAGACGGCCAGCAGCACCGCCUGUUGUUCCACCUGAAGGGGCUGCAGCAGCCGGGGCCAGGCGGGGUGGAGCUGCAUCUGGACUGCAGGCUGGUAGAGACGGUCAGGGAGCUUCCGGUCGCCUUCCAAGGUCUGCCGGCAGGGUACGGCAUGGUGGCGCUGAAGACUAUGCAAGCCAGGGAGCAGGAGAGUUUAGACGAGCUAAAACUGGUGGUUGGGGACUCAUUUGAGAAUGUUGCAUCGUUACAAGACUGUCAUUUCCAGCAAAGAGACUCUGUCCAAACUCUGGGGGUCAACACAAAGCAGCUGUCUAAUCAAAUGCAGGAGUUAACAAAGGUGAUAAAUGAGCUGAAGGAGGUGCUCAUUCAGCAGGUAAAGGAAACCUCUUUCCUUAGAAACACCAUCUCUGAGUGUCAGGCCUGUGGCCUUGGUGGUACUGAGGUGGUGAAACCAAGAUGUACCACAGGUGUUUGUUUCCGUGAUGACAUGUGUGUAGAGACAGCCACCGGUGUUGAGUGUGCAUCCUGUCCAGAUGGAUACACAGGAGAUGGUUACAACUGUGACGACGUAGAUGAGUGCCAGUUUAACCCCUGCUUCCCCGGAGUGAAGUGUGUGAACACCGCACCAGGCUUCCGGUGUGAUGCCUGCCCACUGGGCUACAUCGGCAUGCCAGUCGAGGGCGUGGGCAUUGUGUUCGCUCAGACCAACAAACAGGUCUGUGAUGAUAUCGACGAAUGCAAAGGACUUGAUAAUGGAGGCUGUACUCCCAACUCAAUCUGUCACAACUCUAUGGGCUCCUUUUACUGUGGCAGCUGUAAGACUGGUUUCACAGGGGACCAAGUGAAGGGCUGCGAGCCAGAGGUCAGCUGUGGAAACAGCUUGACCAACCCCUGCGACAUCAAUGCCCAGUGUGUUCGAGAAAGAGACGGCUCCAUCUCCUGUCAGUGUGGAAUUGGCUGGGCCGGCAACGGAUACUUGUGCGGGAAGGACACUGACAUUGAUGGGUACCCUGAUGAAAAACUCAAAUGCAAGGACCCAAGCUGUAAAAAGGAUAACUGCAUCUUUGUUCCAAACUCCGGUCAAGAAGAUGCUGAUAGGGAUGGUAUGGGAGACGCCUGUGACGAUGAUGCAGAUGGGGACAGUAUUCCAAAUGAGCAGGAUAACUGCCGGUAUAAGCCCAACGUGGACCAGAGGAACAGUGAUAAAGACAGCCACGGCGAUGCUUGUGACAACUGCCGUCUGACAGAGAACGCUGACCAGAGGGACACUGAUGACGACGGCAAAGGUGACGCCUGCGAUGACGACAUGGAUGGAGAUGGUCUGAAGAACUUCCUGGACAAUUGCCAAUAUGUCCAAAACAGAGACCAGCGGGACCGAGACGGAGAUGGAGUGGGCGACGCUUGCGACAGCUGUCCUGACAUCCCCAACCCAAACCAGUCCGAUAUAGAUAACGACCUGGUUGGAGACUCCUGCGACACAAACCAGGACAGUGAUGGUGAUGGUCACCAGGACACCAAGGACAACUGUCCUCUGGUGAUCAACAGCUCCCAGCUGGACAGUGACAAAGACGGGCUGGGAGACGAAUGUGAUGAUGACGACGACAACGAUGGGAUUCCGGAUAUUUUACCGCCAGGACCAGAUAACUGCAGGCUGGUGCCGAACCCUGAACAGGUUGAUGACAACAAUGACGGUGUUGGAGAUAUAUGUGAGUCGGACUUUGACCAGGACAAAGUGAUUGACAGGAUCGACAACUGUCCAGAGAACGCAGAGGUUACCCUUACAGACUUCAGGGCCUAUCAGACGGUAGUCCUGGACCCUGAGGGGGACGCUCAGAUUGACCCCAACUGGGUUGUUCUGAACCAGGGAAUGGAAAUUGUUCAGACCAUGAAUAGUGACCCAGGACUUGCUGUUGGUUACACUGCUUUCAGUGGCGUUGACUUUGAGGGGACGUUCCACGUAAACACAGUCACCGAUGAUGACUACGCCGGCUUCAUCUUCGGCUACCAGGACUCAUCCUCCUUCUACGUGGUGAUGUGGAAACAGACGGAACAAACCUACUGGCAGGCAACACCUUUCAGAGCUGUGGCUGAGCCCGGCAUCCAGCUUAAGGCAGUGAAAUCUAAGUCAGGUCCAGGUGAGCAUUUAAGGAACUCGCUGUGGCACACGGGAGACACCAACAACCAGGUGCGUCUGCUGUGGAAGGACCCGAGGAACGUCGGCUGGAAGGAUAAAGUGUCCUACCGCUGGUACCUGCAGCACCGUCCACAAAUCGGAUACAUCAGAGUACGAUUCUAUGAAGGAACAGGACUGGUUGCAGACUCUGGCGUGACCAUUGACACAACCAUGAGAGGAGGACGACUUGGCGUGUUCUGUUUCUCGCAGGAAAACAUCAUCUGGUCUAAUCUGAAAUAUCGCUGCAACGAUACCAUCCCGGAUGACUUUCAAGAGUUCAGCAACCAGCACUCCAUUGACUCAAUCUAAAGUCAGAGCUGAUGCAUGACAUCAGCUUUACAAACAAUGCAUCUGUGUGUGUGUGUGUGUGUGUGUGUGUGUGUGUGUGUGUGUGUGUGUGUGUGUGUGUGUGUGUGUGUGUGUGUGUGUGUGUGUGUGGGGGGGGGGGGGUAUUUUUGUGUGUGUUUGUGUAUUGUCUGUGCAGUUAAAGUAACACAUACGAACACAGACAUACUGUGUGUGCAUCAAUGUUGUUUUUCUUCUACCAAAAUGUGUUUUUUCUGUAAUUAUUGCUGAAACUACCCAGCUGAGAUGGGUUUUUUAAGUUAUAAUGAUUUUUUUACUAAGCACAAUGUAACAAAAAGAGCACAGUGCCUGAAAAAAUACAAGAAAAUUCAAAACACAGCUUGCAAAUAUCACUUUAUCCAUGAAAUAUUAAAAGAAAAUUGUCGUACUUAGCCUGGAAUUUCAAAAAAAAUACUGGUGCAAUAAAGCUGAUUUAGAAAACAUGCAGUGAAAUAAAACAAAACUAAAAAAUUCAACGGUUUUUAUUGAACUCGAGUUCAGUGACACCCACAUUUAAAUGAGUUUAUCUUUGUCUCCCACAGAUAUCAAAAGAAGUCAUUUGUUGUUGCAAAGAGAACAAAAGCACAUUUGUUUCCUUCUCCCAUGUACUUGCAGUAAUUUACAACAUUAUGGACUUGUUUUUCUCCUCCCAGUCUCUUUGUUCAGAAUCUGCCAAAACAAGUUGAAAAUCUAAUCAAACCCUGCUGGUGCCCCUGAACUCCUCUUGGUUUUAUUGUGCUGCCUACACACUGCAGAAGCAUUUAUUUUAAUGGACAAUAAUCAGUUUGUGGUCUGUUUUUUAAUGAAGAAAAAUGUUGUUUUUUUUCUCAAAAUUUGAUGUCCCAAUAAAAUAUAUUGUAUUAAGAAA
This is a messenger RNA of Austrofundulus limnaeus, 3839 nucleotides long. It is a transcript of the gene thbs4b, whose product is annotated as thrombospondin 4b. The record is from RefSeq and is a predicted model, not a curated record. The transcript is spliced from 22 exons. Gene Ontology annotation, molecular function: calcium ion binding. Bases 113 to 2935 code for a protein of 940 amino acids. Gene Ontology annotation, biological process: cell adhesion. Lineage: Eukaryota; Metazoa; Chordata; Actinopteri; Cyprinodontiformes; Rivulidae. Gene Ontology annotation, cellular component: extracellular region.